Messenger RNA from Aureobasidium pullulans EXF-150, 1304 nucleotides. Its product is annotated as alpha/beta-hydrolase. The record is from RefSeq and is a predicted model, not a curated record. NCBI's taxonomy places the organism in Eukaryota, Fungi, Ascomycota, Dothideomycetes, Dothideales, Saccotheciaceae. Gene Ontology annotation, molecular function: epoxide hydrolase activity. Bases 17 to 1225 code for a protein of 402 amino acids. Gene Ontology annotation, biological process: epoxide metabolic process. The transcript has 4 exons.
GAACACUUUACGCAUCAUGUCAGAUAUCAGGCCAUACAACGUUUCGGUCCCACAGGCGAAAAUUGACCGCUUGCAGCAAAAACUCGCGGUUGUGGAUUUACCCGAUGAGCUUGACGAUGCAGGCUGGGAUUGCGGCGCACCGCUUGGCGAUAUCAAGGAACUCAUCACUUACUGGCAGAACGACUACGACUGGCGCAAACAAGAGGCGAAGCUGAAUGAGCUGCCUAACUGCAGUACCGGCAUCGAGGUUGAAGGCUUCGGUGAAUUGCAGAUCCAUUUUAUCCAUCAACAGAGUCCUGUCAAGAAUGCUGUGCCCCUGUUAUUCUGUCAUGGAUGGCCCGGAAACUUCACUGAGGUCUCAAAAGUCUUGCCGUUGCUUGCAGAUACCAAAGAUGGCGCACCGGCCUUCCAUGUCGUUGCGCCUUCCUUACCAAACUUUGGGUUCUCCGAGGGCGUCAAGAAGCGAGGUUUUGGUCUGCCGCAAUACGCUGAAGUCUGCCACAAACUCAUGUUGAAGCUGGGUUACAAGCAAUAUGCAACUCAGGGCGGAGAUUGGGGCUUCUGGAUCACAAGAACCAUGGGCAACCUCUACCCAGAAGCAUGCAAAGCCUCACACAUCAACAUGAUACCUCCUGCCAUCGAUGCCGACCUCAGCGCUGUACUGAAGGAUUUAUCUUCUUUCAGCCCACAAGAACAACAAGCUCUCCAGCGCCUAGCCAAGUUCCGCGACGACGGGGCAGGCUAUAGCCACGAGCAAUGUACGCGUCCGCAGACUUUGGGAUAUGGCCUAGUCGACAGCCCUACUCUUCUCCUCUCCUGGAUAUACGAGAAACUCCACGAUUGGAGCGACGAGUAUGCCUGGACCGCCGACGAAAUCCUGACGUGGGUAUGUAUGUAUUGGUUCUCGACCGCAGGCCCUGCAGCCAAUGUACGCAUCUAUUACGAAGCCAAGCAUGAAAAGGACAUCAAGUCCAUGACUGCAGCGACUGGAUAUAUUCCCAAUGUCAAGAUGGGCGUGAUGUAUAACUGGCGGGACAUGGAGACGAGUCCGAAGGCGUGGGCGAGGAAGCUGGGGGAUGUGGUGUUUGAGAGCGAUAAUGACAGGGGUGGUCACUUUGCCGCUUGGGAGAAGCCUGAGCACAUGGCGAGAGAUUUGAAGGAUAUAUUCCGCAAAGGAGCUGAAGCUGCCGGUGGCUUGGGCGACGCGAACGGCUACGACGAUUGAAGGUGUCGUCGGACGUGGGGUACGGAGGGAAAAAGUCGUGGGCGAUAUGAGGUAUCAUCUUUGUUGUUGCAACUCUCGC